This is a messenger RNA of Sesamum indicum (sesame), 1434 nucleotides long. The record is from RefSeq and is a predicted model, not a curated record. Lineage: Eukaryota; Viridiplantae; Streptophyta; Magnoliopsida; Lamiales; Pedaliaceae.
ACAAACAAACCAAACACAGCUCACAACAGUCAUAGAUAGAAGGAAAGGAAAGUGAAGAUUGGAUGUAAUGGCAUUAUCACUGUCUUCAUCAAUUCUUCCCUUCUCUAAGUUCAGUUUGAACCCUCAGUCUAGUAGAAAAAGUAGGAAGCGCAAUGCAUUCCACAUGGCUGUUCGCUCGAGCCUCCCCGACGACUCCACUCUCCUCCUUCAAGCGGCCAGAUACACUGUGGAUUCAUUUGUUGAGAGUGGAAUGGUGAUAGGGCUGGGGUCUGGUCGUGCUUCUGGUUUCGCUAUACAAUAUUUGGGGCGGCAACUUCGUUCAGGAGCCAUUACAGAUAUUAUUGGCAUUCCUACAUCUGUUGAUAGUGCAAGUGAAGCAGCAAAGGCAGGUGUCCCUUUGGAUCAGUACAGAGACAGUUCUAAAAUUGAUUUGGCAUUUGAUGAUGCUGAUGUUAUAGAAGAAGAGUCACUUGCAGCGGUCAUUGGGCGUCAGAAGAUGCAGGGUGGUGAGUCAAUAAUUCAAGAAAAGACCAUACUGAGAGCAGCUGGGAAGCUGAUCCUCAUUGCUACAGCAAAGCAAUAUCAAGGUGUUAUAGAUGGAUCAAUUCCAGUUCUAAUUAAAUCUAUCAACUGGUUGGAAACUGCUGAAGAAAUAGACGACCUGUUUCUUGGGGAUGCAGAGGUACUCCAUAUAUUAGAGUUCUCCAAUGCGGGUCCAUUAGGAGGUGACUUUCCGCUUGUCACUAAAGAGGGGCAUAACGUUCUUGAUGUAAUCUUUACAUCUCCGAUUCAAAAUCUUGCUGAAGUGGCUGAUUGUCUUGAUCAAGUGGUUGGCGUAGUUGAGCAUGGUGUCAUCUCCAGAAUCCCAUGCACUGCAGUUAUAGCGACAGAAGAUGGACUGCGCAUUGUUGAUAAUUCCGUUAAGAUUGAAGGAAGCAGGGCUUAAUUGCAGGACCUUUUUGUAUAUUCAGGUUACUAGGUGUAUAUAUAUGCCAAAUACAACUGAAUAUAUAUCUUAUAACCGGAGCCAGUUGAGUUUUUGUUCUACUUCUAGUUUAGAAAAUAUUAAGGGCUUGCCAUUGCCAACUUGAUUCGAAUAUUAUAAAAGAUUGGUCAUUACUUUAUUAUGAGAAUAAUUUGAUGGCCUUGUGUCUUUUUCUUUGUGGCAUAUGGAGCAAUCUGACAGCUUGAAGGAUUGGUAUUUUGAAGGUUGCGAUCUGGGGAUGAUAAGUUUGGUAACCCACUAAACCCCAGUUGGUGGAUCACCAUGAAGUGGUUAGGCCUGUUUGAUUGUCAAACUUUGUGACUCUGGGAAUUUGUAGUCAGCAGGCCAUACUUGACUGGAGACUAUGUUGUAAUUGUUUUCACAUGUAAAACGGGUGCACAGUGCACCUCCUUGAACCUAUUUAUUUCAAUUUUCACAUAUUGAAAUCA